Miniopterus natalensis is the source of this 1425-nucleotide messenger RNA. RefSeq names its product SUV39H1 histone lysine methyltransferase (gene SUV39H1). Gene Ontology annotation, molecular function: protein binding; histone H3K9 methyltransferase activity; zinc ion binding. NCBI's taxonomy places the organism in Eukaryota, Metazoa, Chordata, Mammalia, Chiroptera, Miniopteridae. The record is from RefSeq and is a predicted model, not a curated record. Gene Ontology annotation, cellular component: nucleus.
AUGAGGGAAGGGUCUGCAGUAGAGAGGACUCCGUCAGAAAGAGGGGCAGGGGCUUCCGGAAUGGGAGAGCUGGACCCCCCUGUGUGCAGGGAAGAAAGGGGCUGCAGUGUGUAUUGCAAAUCUUCUUGGAAUCAGCUACAGGACCUGUGCCGCUUGGCCAAGCUCUCAUGCCCUGCCCUUGGCAUCUCCAAAAGGAACCUCUAUGACUUUGAAGUCGAGUACCUGUGUGAUUAUAAGAAGAUCCGCGAACAGGAGUAUUACCUGGUAAAAUGGCGUGGAUACCCAGAGUCAGAGAGCACCUGGGAGCCACGGCAGAAUCUCAAGUGUGUGCGCAUUCUCAAGCAGUUCCACAAGGACUUAGAACAAGAGUUGCUUCGGCGGCACCAUCGGUCAAAGCCCCCCCGGCAUCUGGACCCAAGCUUGGCCAGCUACCUGGUACAGAAGGCCAAGCAGAGGCGGGCACUCCAGCUCUGGGAGCAGGAGCUCAAUGCCAAGCGAAACCAUCUGGGACGUAUCACUGUGGAGAAUGAGGUGGAUCUGGAUGGCCCCCCGCGGGCCUUUGUAUACAUCAAUGAGUACCGUGUUGGUGAGGGUAUCACCCUCAACCAGGUUGCUGUGGGCUGUGAGUGCCAGGACUGCCUGUGGGCACCUGCUGGAGGCUGCUGUCCUGGGGCAUCACUGCACAAGUUUGCCUACAAUGACCAGGGCCAGGUGCGGCUGCGAGCUGGGCUGCCCAUCUAUGAGUGCAACUCCCGUUGCCGCUGUGGCUAUGACUGCCCCAACCGCGUGGUACAGAAGGGCAUCCGCUACAACCUCUGCAUCUUCCGCACGGAUGAUGGGCGUGGCUGGGGUGUCCGCACACUGGAGAAGAUCCGCAAGAACAGCUUCGUCAUGGAGUACGUGGGAGAGAUCAUUACCUCAGAGGAGGCGGAGCGGCGGGGCCAGAUCUACGACCGCCAGGGUGCCACAUACCUCUUCGACCUGGACUACGUGGAGGAUGUGUACACCGUGGAUGCCGCCUAUUAUGGCAACAUCUCCCACUUUGUCAACCAUAGUUGUGACCCCAACCUCCAGGUGUACAACGUCUUCAUAGACAACCUUGAUGAGCGGCUGCCCCGCAUUGCUUUCUUUGCCACAAGAACCAUCUGGGCAGGCGAGGAGCUCACUUUUGAUUACAACAUGCAAGUGGACCCCGUGGACAUGGAGAGCACCCGCAUGGACUCCAACUUUGGCCUGGCCGUGCUCCCUGGCUCCCCCAAGAAGCGGGUCCGUAUUGAAUGCAAGUGUGGGACUGAAUCCUGCCGCAAAUACCUCUUCUAGUCCUUCGAAGUCUGAGGCCAGACUGACUGUGGGGACCUAAAGCCACCCAUCCCACCCACCCCGUGCCCACUUGCCCUCCUGUUGAGGAAUGACUGCCAGGGCCUC